CGGCUCACCUUAGAAGACAAGAAUACCCAAGCCACCAAACUUCAAAGGCAGCUCACACACACCAUUCCAUACAAAUUGAUGGACGAAAAUACCCCAAAACAAUGGGUGGAAUACCUUGUAAAGCGCCAACCAAUUCGGGAGAGAAAAUGUAUAGUUGAGGUGGAGAGAAUCGAGAGAAUAAAAAGCAGCCCACUUCACAUGGGAAGCAGUGCCGCAGUCAAGGUCGUAACUCAUGGGAAGGGGAAUGUCCUUCAACUCUUGUUAUUUUAAUUCAAACCCCUUUUCUCUUCCCUGGUUUUAUGUUUUUCUUCAACGAUCAGAAGCCAAAACGGGGUGGCCUUCCUCUACUCCCAAACUCGUCAGUUUCAACAACUAUGAAGUGGUCACGAGGUUUAUUUGAAUUGAAGCCUCCUUCAUAGUAAUUACCAUUUUUUUUCUCUGUAUUAAGGGAUACUAAUUAUAAUAGCGAAAGAAAAGGAAUGAGUGGUCUGACACUUUUAGGCUGGAAUCUGAGAUGAGACCGCCAACCCAACCCCACCUUUCAACACUAUACAUUCUAUAUUCCAUAUAUACAUAGGAAUAGAAAAAGAAAAGGUAGAUGAAAAGUAAGAGGGAAUGCUUCUCUUUUCCUCAGGAUCACCAUCUCAAGGCUGUUGGAUUUUUCUUCAUUUGAUUUCAGGGGGGUCCAAUCUGAAUUCAGACUUCUCUUCUGAAUUUUCUUUUUAAUGGGUUCAUCGGAUCGAUUGUUUAAUAGGCAGAGAACUGUUCAUCAGAUCCUCGGAGGAGGUCUUGUUGCAGAUGUGAUGUUAUGGAGGCAAAAAAAUCUGACAGUGGGGAUACUGUUAGUAACUCUAGCUGCCUGGGUGGUGUUUGAGUUAUCUGGUUACACUCUAUUGUCCCUUGUUUCAAGUGUUUUCCUGCUACUAGUCUCCAUUCUUUUUCUUUGGGCUAAAUCCGCAGCAAUUCUUAACCGACCUGCACCACCCCUGCCAAAUUUGUAUCUGUCUGAAGAAAUUGUAAAUGAAGUUGCAGCUUUCAUCCGGACACGCACAAACACCUUGCUUCAAGUGUCCCAAGAUAUUGCCCUGGGUAAGGACUCAAGGAUGUUCUUCAAAGUAGCUGCAUACCUAUGGCUGAUUUCUGUUGUUGGAGGCUUGACUGAUUUCCUAACUUUGGGUUACAUCAGUCUUGUUAUUGUCCUUACAGUUCCAGCCCUCUAUGAGCGGUAUGAAGAUUAUAUUGAUAGAUAUGUGAUGAUGGGCUACAGAAAAUUGCAGCUAUUGUAUAUGAAAUUAGAUGAGGAGUGUAUCAGCAAGGUUCAAAAAUGGAUUUUGGAGAAGAGGAAACUGAGCUGAUAUAUUUUUUUUCUUAACUGUGAUUUUUUGGGUUGUCUAUUUUCUUUUCCAAACUUUUAAGGUGUGAGAAUGCAUCUUUUUCAUUUUUCUCUGUUGUAUCUUUAUUUUUAAUGCACAGUUUUUAGGUUUUGACUGGAGAAUUCAUAGGAGUCCCUGCUAUGUUUACGGCUUUGAGGGAGGAUUAGGAACAUGUUUACUUUGAAAGUGGCAUAAAUGGUUGUGAUUUUGUUUUGAGACCUUCUAUACAAAGAGAGAUUGUUUGGCACUGAA
Vitis vinifera (wine grape) is the source of this 1625-nucleotide messenger RNA. RefSeq names its product reticulon-like protein B12. Bases 726 to 1355 code for a protein of 209 amino acids. The record is from RefSeq and is a predicted model, not a curated record. The transcript has 4 exons. Lineage: Eukaryota; Viridiplantae; Streptophyta; Magnoliopsida; Vitales; Vitaceae.